This is a messenger RNA of Phyllopteryx taeniolatus (common seadragon), 3049 nucleotides long. It is a transcript of the gene hnrnpa3, whose product is annotated as heterogeneous nuclear ribonucleoprotein A3. The transcript has 11 exons. The coding region runs from base 686 to 1723 and encodes 345 amino acids. NCBI's taxonomy places the organism in Eukaryota, Metazoa, Chordata, Actinopteri, Syngnathiformes, Syngnathidae. Gene Ontology annotation, molecular function: RNA binding. The record is from RefSeq and is a predicted model, not a curated record.
GCAUUUUUUUAAUCCCCGUUAAUUAACCGUGUCGGUUGCAUGUCGGGGCCUAUGGUGUCAACAAAGCACUUUGACACGACGGACAGAGCUGACGUUGCGUCUUUUAUCUUUGUUGCUCGUGUUAUCAAAGCUCGGGCUGAGGUUUGAAUUAGCAUGUGAGCUAGCGGUAGCACGUCGCUGUGAGGGGUCCUCGAUUGUAUAAAUAACCGUUUUAAACUUGCACCGUUUGAGGAGUUAGCGAGGAAAUUGGAUUUGUUAUGUUGUGAAUGUUGCAAUUAAUUAAGCCAGAUCGUGUGCUGCAUGUUUUAAAUGCGACAGACCUCGUAGCUUAAAUGCACUGCAAUUAACAGUGUGCCAAAAGAAGGUACUGCGUCUGUAUACCAUUUUAAAAUUGACUUAUUUUUUUGUUUUGGUGCAGGUACAGCGGAUAACUGCAAAUAGUUUCAGUCGAGUACAAAGAAAGUGGAUUCAAUAGCAGUAUUGGACAGGUACCGAAGGAAGGCAGAAAAAUAGUUUAAACCAAAGGAAGAAUGCAAAUUUAAAAAGGGAGUAUGAAGGAAGGAAGGAAAGAAGAAAAAAGCAGGUCUAAGGUGGAAGGAAGGGAGGUAAGGAAGGCAGAAAAGCAGGUUUAAGUGCAGGAAGAAGGGAUGUAAUGAUGCAUGAUUAAGGGGGAAGGAAGGAAAAGAUGCCAUGGAAAAAAAGCAGGUCAGAAGGAAGGAAGGACCAUGACUGUAAAGAACCAGAGCAGCUCAGGAAGCUCUUUAUUGGUGGCCUGAGCUUCGAAACCACAGAGGAGAGUUUACGGGCCCAUUUCGAGCAAUGGGGAUCACUGACAGACUGUGUGGUGAUGAGAGACCCGGGCAGCAAGCGGUCGAGAGGUUUUGGCUUUGUGACCUACUCUUCCAUGGUGGAGGUUGACGACGCCAUGAAAGAAAGGCCUCAUAAAGUAGACGGCCGAGUAGUUGAGCCCAAGAGGGCCGUGUCCCGAGAGGACUCCAAUAAACCAGGGGCACAUCUGACAGUGAAGAAGAUCUUUGUUGGCGGAAUUAAGGAGGACACAGAAGAGUACCACAUCCGAGACUAUUUCAAGAAGUACGGAAAGAUAGAAAGCAUCGACAUCAUGGAGGAACGCUCCACUGGCAAGAAAAGAGGCUUCUGCUUCGUCACUUUUGACGAUCAUGACACCGUCGACAAAAUUGUCGCUCAGAAAUACCACACCAUCAACUCGCACAAUUGUGAAGUCAGAAAAGCGCUCUCAAAGCAAGAAAUGAACGUGAUGUCCAACAGCAGGGGGAGGAGUGGAGGCUCUGGUAACUUCAUGGAUAGAAGUAAUAAUUUUGGAGGUGGUGGCAGCUAUGGUCGUGAUAACUACGGUGGAGGACGAGGUGGUUAUGAUGAUUUUGAUGGAACUGGUGGAAAUUAUGGUGGUGGUGGUGGUGGUGGAGGAGGAGGAGGUUAUGGAGGACGUGGGAACUAUGGAGGGGGCGACUAUGGUAAUCAAGGUGGUGGAUAUGGUGGCGGCUGUGAUGGAGGUUACCGAGGUAGUAGUGGAGGAUACGGUGGGGGUGGAAAUUACAAUGAUUGUGGCAACUAUGGUGGCAAUCAGUCCAACUAUGGGCCCAUGAAGGGAAACAAUUUUGGUGGCAGAAACUCAGGUGGACCGUAUGGAGGUGGCUAUGGCUCCAGCGGCGGCAGUGGUGGUUAUGGCUCACGGCGCUAUUAAACAUUACAUUGAUGUGGAAAGAGGCGGAAAAUCUGUAAAGACGCAGUAACAUGGAAGGGUCUGGAUGGGUAAGACUUUUCCAAAUAUCCAAGGCUGCUAUUUUUUUUAACGGGUAAGUCUUGGCAGAAGAUGUCCGUUAUUUUUCCAUGGUGACCUUCAUAAUGAAUGAAUGGUACACAAUCGCCAGUACUUUAUUUUUUUUGUGUUGCUUUGAGUCUGCGGGUAAAAUGACACGACCCCUCCCAUUGUUGGUGCAAGCACUCAGCCAGCCUGACAACUUCUGCCCUUUUUUGGGUACUUUGUAGAAGGAAUAAUGCAAAACGUGCUUAUGAAGAGUGGCUGCUAUAGGAGGCAAUACAUGCAUCCAUCACUCGUCGACAAAUUCCACAUAACAAUACAUUAAUGCGGUUGUGAAAUUAAUGUUUGCAACCAGUUGGCACGUCUACAAUUGGUGAAAAAUACUAUACACUCACUCACUGCCAAGACACCUAACUAGCAUGGCUAACAGCAGUUCUUUCUGCUCUGUUAUUUCACAAAGUAGAGAAGAGCAGAGAAGUACCUACUCAUUUUCUGAGAAAUAAGUACUUCUGUUGUACUACAUUCAUUCAUCUUCCGUUCCGCUUAUCCUCACUAGGGGCGCAUUUUGAUUUUAUUUAGAAAAAUGUGAACUAUUUCUUUGUUUAUUAAUGUACGUACAACGUGCAUUCAAUUGAAAUCAGUUAUUUACCUCAACGUUUUAGAUGUGAUGUUAAACUGAUAUUUUUGCUCAUGUUGUCAUAUCAUCAGAAUCUGAUACUGGCUCGUGCCUGCACACAAAGACGACAGCUUGAAACAGGAGGCAUAACUUGGCCACUUCUAAUUAAUGGCUUGCCAGGCCUUCUUCACAAAACCUAUGUAGAGGCAGACCAUUUUGACACACAAGAAAAAAUGUUGACUUCAGUAGCCUAACCUAACUGAAACAAUGUCUAGCUAAGUAGUUUCGCUUCCGAAAAACAUAGCUGUGGUUGUAGGGCGAGGCUCCAAGGGAACAUUGCAGUAAUAGAAACUUCUCGAUGCACAAGCAGUGAUUUGAUGGCCCCAUCUAUUCAGUCUUGCCUGGCCAGGCUAUAUUUUAAUUUACAAUACCUGUUGUUGGCACUGCAUUUGUUAAUGUUAUUUAUUUUUAAAUUAUUGAAUCUUUAAAAUAAGUGGAUCUAAUCCAUCAACAGUCUGAAUUUUGUAUAAAAUGUGUAUGAAUGUAUGACACAGAGUAGGAAGUCGUGUGUGUGCUUGUAACAUUCAAGAGACUAUGUAUGAUUUGGACUGCAAUAAAGAUAUUUUAAUGAA